Molecule: messenger RNA, 2895 nt
Organism: Paramormyrops kingsleyae
Lineage: Eukaryota; Metazoa; Chordata; Actinopteri; Osteoglossiformes; Mormyridae
Gene: zpax1
Product: zona pellucida protein AX 1
Source: RefSeq, a predicted model, not a curated record
GUCGAGGGGCGGUUGGUUAGUGCUGCCGUUUGUUUGCGGUAGUUUGCUGAUUUCUGAGCUGCAGUUCAAGGCAGCCUUACUGGGAUUAAAAAUGGCGCGUCGUGUUGGCUUUGGAACGUUAUGGCUUUUGAUGUUGGCUGUGGGGAUAGAAGCAAAAAAUGGUUAUGCUCCAGGUAGCGGUAUUGUGGCUGAGUGCCUUGGCAACAUAAUGCGGUUGAUGGUGGACGGUAAUUUUCUGCAGGGGAGAAGCUUGGAAGUGGAUGCUGUCUAUGGUACAGAUGUGGUACCCAUAACCUCCAAUCUGGCAUCACAGUGUGGCUACAGCAGGAAGUCUGACCCCUGGGGAAACGUCAGGCUCUUUGCUUCCUUGCAGAACUGCUUUUCUUAUCCUCUGAAUGAUGACAACUUCAACACAACUGUCAGGCUUAGGCUAACUGGCACCACUGCUUCAGAAGAUGCUGUACAAAUAGUCUCUAAAAUGUGCAAGCGUAGCCUGUGGGCUUUCCGAGAGAUCCUCUGUGACAGGAACUACAUGGAGGUGUCUGUUGGAAGAAAGCUUCUGGACAUUGCUGUGAAAUUGCCUUUGGGUCAGAAAGCCCCUCCUAAAGGUUCUGGUAGUGUGGUUCCAGAGCAACCUGUUGUGUCUGAGUACACAAUGUGGAAAGUGCUCUUCUAUAUGCCUAGAGGGGAGAAGACCUUAACUGUGGAAGAGGCCUUCAAGCAGGGCUAUGGCCUGGAGAGUUCACCUAAUCGUUUAGUGCUUAGAGGAUCCCAAAACUCUUCUGAGGCUUAUCUGACAGAUGUGGAUGGAGUACCCAUGUAUGUGCUGAAAACGUCAACGUUCUUCAGGCAGAAAUGGAUGGUGACACUGGUUGAUGCUGCAGUAGCCUGUCCUGCAGGUGGUGUUUCAUUCACAGAGGAUCUGAUCACUUGGAUGCUGCCUCGUAUUAUCUCCCCACUGCUCACCUCUGCUGCAUUCACACUCUUGGAAGUUCAUAUGGGCAUUGAUGGGGAGCAAUUGGAUGGCAUAACCAUGGCAUCCAGAGGCUAUGUGUUAACUGUAACGGAUCUGUACAUCACUGUUCAGAUUCCUGUGGGUUCACAGGAUGGUUACUACAAGAGUUAUGCUCCAGGGUACCAGUAUCACAUUGCCUUCACUGUUGAGCCUAUGCUUGAGCUGCUGUGGCAUGAGGAAGAUCUGCAUACUGACACAAGAUACAAAGUCCUGUAUCCCAUUACAACCCCUCUCAGGCCCAUGCCACCACAUCUCAUUGACAACACUAUCCCACAGAAGAGGAUGUUUGAAGUAGUGUUGGGCAUUUUCCUUCCUGAUGUUCAGCUGGUGAACAUCACACUUGGUUCACUGCUGCUGUCUGUGGCUGAAGCCAAUGCCCAAGGCUUCGCUGUUCAAGAGAACACUUUUCCCAAUGGGUCAAAGACCUUCUCAUUACAAGUGCCAUUCUCUGAUCCUGUAGUCUUGAAAGAUACAACAGAGCUGCAAGUAAAGAUCUUCAUACUGCCUCUAGUCUUUGGGUUGCUCAUCCUCCCUGAGCUUGCCCCAUUCAGUCACCCUGCUGUCCUAGAAGCAUCCCUGCAAGACAUAAUUCUGCCUACUGCAACUGGCACUUGUGAUCAAGAGAACUUCUAUGUCACUGUCACACUUGGCAGCAUGGGACCUAAUAUGUUGACCAUGAUAGGAAAAACAAUUUUGACGACUGAGAUUGCCAGUGGUUAUGGAUACGAGGCUAAUGGUACACACUUCAGUAUUGCUGUGCCUUUCAGGGCAGUGGAUGCCAUCUAUGAGCUGGUUGAGCCAUUCUCCUUGAGGAGCAGGCUGGACAUGACUUUUUCGGAUCCAGUCAACAAUACAAACUACAAUGAGUUCUCCAUAUCCUGUGGCUUUCCUGUGACCAUGGCAGAAUGUUUCCCCAAUGGCACAAUGACUGUGCUGGCCAUAAAAGUGGAGUCUGUACCCCAACUGAAUCCCAUGUAUCUGACUCUGAGGGAUCCCAGCUGUAAACCUGUGUUCUACAAUGAUAGAGUUGCCUACUUCUCAUUUGGGGUGAAUACCUGUGGAACAAGAAGAAAGUUCUCAAAGAACCUCAUGAUUUAUGAGAAUGUGGUGACUCUACCAAUGAUGCAGUCUCUGUCAAAUGCCUCCAUAAAGACUAGUCUGAAACCAUUGUACAGGCUACAGGCAUCUUGUCACUAUGUGAUCAAUACCACCCAGAUGAUGGCUUUCAACACCAGGGCCCAGCUGAAUGUGCCCCUUGCAGCAACUGGAAUAGGAAAGCUGUCUGUCAGAAUGAGGCUUUCACUGGAUGGAUCAUAUACUGCCUUCUACCAGGAUACUGACUACCCAGUUGUAAAGUACUUGCAGCAGCCCCUAUACUUUGAGGUGGAACUUAUGCAGUCAACUGACCCAUUGGUAGAAUUGUUCUUGGAGAACUGCUGGGCAACUAUGGAUGACCAGACCUUCCCAAAGUGGGAUCUAAUUGUAGACAGCUGUGAGAAUCCUGGGGACAGUUAUCCUACGCUGUUCCACCCUGUGUCCGCUGAUGCCCGGGUGAUGCUCCCCAGCCACUUCAAGCGCUUUGAGAUGGCCAUGUUCUCAUUCACUGCUAAUGGCACAGCAGUAAAGGAGAAGGUCAUUGUGCAUUGUGAUAUCAUCCUCUGUGAUGCCAGUGGCCCCCAGGAUAGCCUUUGCAACAAGCAAUGUAUGAACAAGCAGCGCAUAAGCAGACUGGGAACAAGCAUGCUGAAAAGGGUGCAUAGAAGCGUAACACACAAGGGCCCUGUCAAAAGGCGUGUGUCAUCAGGCCCAGUUAUGCUGGGUUAAAAGCAGCUUUGGCUGCAGCAGCUGAUGUGACUUUGAAAUAAAGCUUCUUGGAUCUA